CGCGAGGAGGUCCUGCUACCACAUGGUCCGGGGCCUGGCUUCUGUGGUUACCGCACGCACCCGCACUGAACACAGAAUGAGGGUCGCGGCCCUGAUCAGUGGUGGGAAGGACAGCUGUUACAACAUGAUGCAGUGCAUUGCUGAGGGACAUCAAAUUGUUGCAUUAGCAAAUCUAAGACCAGAUGAAAACCAAGUGGAGUCAGAUGAACUGGAUAGCUACAUGUAUCAGACAGUGGGUCACCAUGCCAUUGACUUGUAUGCUGAAGCAAUGGCUCUACCCCUGUACCGCAGAACCAUCAGAGGAAGGAGCCUGGAGACAGGAAGAAUGUAUACGAAAUGUGAAGGUGAUGAGGUUGAAGAUCUCUAUGAACUAUUGAAACUCGUUAAGGAAAAAGAAGAAAUAGAAGGGGUGUCAGUAGGUGCUAUACUUUCUGACUAUCAACGUGUGCGAGUAGAAAACGUAUGUAAACGACUCAAUCUCCAGCCUUUAGCUUACCUUUGGCAGAGAAACCAGGAAGAUUUGCUCCAAGAGAUGAUAGCAUCGAAUAUCAAUGCCAUUAUUAUCAAAGUAGCAGCUUUGGGCUUAGAUCCUGAUAAGCAUCUUGGGAAAACCCUGGUUGAAAUGGAGCCUUAUCUUUUAGAGCUUUCCAAGAAGUAUGGUGUCCACAUAUGUGGAGAAGGUGGGGAGUAUGAGACAUUCACGUUGGACUGCCCUCUAUUCAAGAAGAAGAUCAUUGUGGACUCUUCAGAAGCAGUCAUCCACUCAGCUGAUGCGUUCGCACCUGUGGCUUAUCUGCGGCUCUCAGGGCUGCACUUGGAAGAGAAGGUGUCUUCAGUACCUGCGGAUGAUGAAACAACUAAUUAUAUACACAAUUCUUAACAUUUUUGCUGCAUUUUUAAAAUUAUUAUGAUUUUCUUUUUUAUUACAUUUUUUUACUCCUUCAAAAAAAAUAUAUCGGAACCAUUAAAUAACUGGGAGAAUUUCAGUGAACUCUUCUCUGAUAUUGCCAGUAUCUUCAACUUACUUCCUUUUAAAAAAAUAAUUUUUUAAAUUCCUAUUAGAUUAUUAUUGUAUCAUCCCCACUUUCCUCAGAACCCUACAAUAUACCCCUCCUUGCUCCUUUUCCAAUUUAUAGACACCAUUUUUAUUAGUAUUGUUAUACACCUCUCUCUCUAUGUCUCUCUGUCUUUGCCCUCCUCUUUCUCUACACACACACACACACACACACACACACAAACACAAAUGGAUAACCAGUUGGUGUGUUCUUCCCCCAUUAGCUUUCCCAUCCACUUUAGCAUGUCUGUCGGCUCAUGUCUGUUCAGCUCAUGUUUAGGGAGCUAUGCUGGUGAGACUUUAUGGGUGCAGCUCCUAAGACUCUGGAAGAAGCGAACUCUCUAGUCCUCUGGCUCCACUUUACUUUCAUGUUGUAGUGAGUCUCAUGGCCUUUGUCUGGCAUGCCCCUGUAUUACCCUUUUAUUUCUCCCCAGCCCUCUUCCUCUAAUGUUUCCUUGUCACACUUUUUCCUUCUCUCUCUUCCACACUCCAUGUCAUGAAGAAGAGGCAUCGGAAAAUGAAGAAGACUCUGCUCUAGACAGUCAAGCUCAUUGUAUAGUUGGGUGUCACCACAGUGAUUUACCUUUUUUGUGUUUUUAUGUAUUCAUUAUUCAAAAUGUUCAACAUCAUUGGAUAAUCAUAAAUGUUAUUAUAAAUGGA
Molecule: messenger RNA, 1714 nt
Organism: Grammomys surdaster
Lineage: Eukaryota; Metazoa; Chordata; Mammalia; Rodentia; Muridae
Gene: Dph6
Product: diphthamine biosynthesis 6
Exons: 9
Coding region: 23-880 (285 amino acids)
Biological process (GO): protein histidyl modification to diphthamide
Molecular function (GO): diphthine-ammonia ligase activity
Source: RefSeq, a predicted model, not a curated record